Messenger RNA from Onthophagus taurus, 3218 nucleotides. It is a transcript of the gene Vps11, whose product is annotated as Vacuolar protein sorting 11. Gene Ontology annotation, cellular component: HOPS complex; endosome. The record is from RefSeq and is a predicted model, not a curated record. Lineage: Eukaryota; Metazoa; Arthropoda; Insecta; Coleoptera; Scarabaeidae. Gene Ontology annotation, molecular function: protein-macromolecule adaptor activity; hydrolase activity, hydrolyzing O-glycosyl compounds; protein binding. Gene Ontology annotation, biological process: carbohydrate metabolic process; intracellular protein transport; vacuole organization.
AAGUUUCAUUUAGUCGCUAAUCUGUCAAAAGUCAAAACAAACACUUUUAGGUUAUGUUAUCUGUCAAUCGAUAGUAAAAAUCGGAAAAUGCCUUUUCUAGAGUGGAGGAAAUUCACAUUUUGCGAUUUAAAAGAAAAAGCGGACGAUGGAAAAUUAUCAAUCGCAUUAAAGGAUGUAGAAAUAUCCGUUUGGACAAGUGGAAAUAACCAAAUAGUUCUGGGAGACACAAAAGGUUAUAUUUAUUUAAUAUCAAGAUCUUGGAUUGUAACCACGUUUAAAGCGUAUGCUUUAAAAGUACAUUUAGCUUAUCAACUUAAAAAUGAACCGUAUUUAAUUACAAUUGGGGAUGACGAACCUGGGAUAAAUCCUACCCUUAAAGUGUGGGAUUUAAGUCAUUCCGAUAAAACAGACACCCCGUUUUGUAGUCGCGUAACAAGAACCAUUCCAAAUAAUCGUCCAGUACAAGCAAACGCUUUAUGUGUCCAUGAAAAUCGGCAGUUAUUAGUCGUUGGUUUUGCCGAUGGAUCAAUAUUACUUUAUCGAGGUGAUAUAACUCGCGAUAGAAGUUCGAAAGGAAAAAUAUUAAAAGAUGGUGGACCUCCCGUUACCGGUCUUUCUUUUAAAUCAACAUCAUCCGCUAUAUUACUAUUCAUUGCAACGGAAGUUUCCGUUUUCGUUUAUAACAUUACACAAAAAGAUAAAGAACACAAAAUUCAUUUAGACACAAUUGGUUGUUCGAAAAAUUGUAGUGUUCUCGCCGAAUCAAUACAAGAAAGUCAUUUUGUAAUAGCCGCGGAAAAAGCGGUUUAUUUUUAUACUUCCGAUGGAAAAGGUCCUUGUUAUGCUGUUGAUGGCGAAAAAAUAAUUUUAGAAUGGUUUAGAAGUUAUUUAGUGAUCGUUUCAAAAUCAAAUAAACCUCAAAACGAUUUAUCGAAUAUUGAGCCACACUCAAUCACCGUUUACGAUAUUCAAAAUAAAUUUAUUAUUUUUUCGGCUAAUAUAAAAGCGGUUAAAGCUGUUUUUAAUGAAUGGGGGGCUUUGUACAUUUUAGAUUCCGAACACAAUGUGUAUCAUUUAGACGAAAAAGAUUUACAAACUAAAUUAUCGCUUUUAUUUAAAAAGAAUUUAUACGAUUUUGCAAUAAGAGUUGCGAAAUCGGAGCAAUACGAUUCAGAUGGAUUGGUUAAUAUUUUCCAACAAUACGGUGAUCAUUUAUAUUCGAAGGGUGCGCAUUCAAGUGCUAUUGAGCAGUAUAUAAAAACGAUUGGGAAAUUAGAACCUAGUUAUGUAAUAAGGAAAUUUGUCGAUUCGCAACAUAUUGAGUCGUUAACAACUUAUUUAGAGGCUAUCCACAAACAAGGACAAGCUAACGAAGAUCACACAACGUUACUUUUAAAUUGUUUUACUAAGUUAAAUAAAACUGAUAGUUUAAAAGAAUUUAUUUUAAUGAAAGAUGGGGAAGCUAAAUUCGAUGUUGAUAUAGCGAUUAAAGUAUGCCGACAGGGUAACCCACAAGAAGCUUUAUUAUUAGCCAAAGAACAUAAACGUCACGAUUGGUACAUUAAAUUAUUAAUCGAAGAUCAUAAAAAAUACAACGAUGUCGUUGAGUACAUUUCAACUUUAUCGUUUAAAGACGCCGAAAGUUUCAUGAAAAAAUAUGGAAGUAUUUUAAUUCAAAACGCCCCUUACGAAAGUACACAAUUUUUAAAACGAUUAUGUACUAAUUAUAACGCAACGGAGACCAUAUCGACCAUCGAUAUGUUGGAGGGAGUUCAAAAAGCGGACGCCGAAGAUUACAUUCAUUUAUUCUUGAAUAAUUCGACGCGUCUGGUUGAAUUUUUAGAACAUUUAAUUCAACAGGAUUGUUUUUUGAGUUCGCCGGUUUACGAUACGCUUUUAGAACAUUAUUUACACGUUUGGGGCGCGGAGAAAGAGCGACCCGAAAAGGAGAAAUGGUCGCAAAAAAUUUUGAAACUUUUACAAAACUCCGAUACUAAAUGCGAUAAACCGCAAGCUUUAGUUCUGUGUCAUAUGCAUGGCUUUAGUAAAGGGAUUUUGUAUUUGUAUGAAGAACAAAAGUUGUAUCAACAAAUUUUAAGAUAUCAUAUGUCCCGAGGCGAUACAAACGCCAUUUUAUCAUGUUGCAAACGCUACGGCCAACAAGAACCUUCAUUAUGGACAUAUGCUUUAUUUUAUUCCGUUCAAAAUGAAGAAAAUCCCCCAUUGGAUAUUUUACCAGAAGUAUUAUCAGCAAUAGCAAAAGAACAACUACUUUCCCCACAAUUUGUAAUCGAAGCAAUCGGAACUGGUAAAGCCAACAUAAAUUUAGGUCACAUUUCAUCAUACAUAAUGUCUGAAUUUAAAAAAGAACAAGAUAUCAUAGAUUCAGAUUCCGAGUUAACGCGUAAAUAUAACAAAGAUAUUGAAAGUUUACGCGAUCAAUUGGAAACGUUAAAAAAUGGUCCGACUGUUAUUCAAGGGUCUCGUUGCGCCGCUUGUACUCAUCAAUUAGAAUUGCCGAGUAUUCAUUUUUUGUGUCAACAUAGUUUUCAUCAAAUAUGUUUCCAAAGUUAUUCGGAAAAUGAAAAAGAAUGUCCCGCGUGUCAACCCGAAAACAAAAAGAUUAUCGAACUUUUAAAAGCAAAAGAAAACACGAAAGAUUUAAACGAAACUUUUCACUCCGAACUAGAUAAACGCAGCGACGGGGUUAGUUUGGCUGCGGAAUAUUUUGGAAGAGGCGUUUUUAAUAAAAUUAAAAUAAUCACCGAUAACGUCGAUAACGUUCUAGAUAAAAUAAAACCGGUUGAAAAAGUUUCGAAUACUUCAAGUUAUGGAAAUUACGGCCCCGGAGCUGAAGCGAAAAUCCGACAAAUCGAAAACGCCAGGGGUUCCCCGAUGAUUCAAGUCGUUAGUGAGGGAAGAAUUCGGUUACAAGAGAAAAAUAUUUCUUCAAUUAUGGAGGUAAACACUUCCGUUCCAAUUAUGACAAGGAAAGAGCCACCGAAAAAGGCCGUCAUACAAAGCACGAAUCCUUUUGAGGAGUAUGACGAAUCGAAAGAUCCUUUUGCUGAAGGCGGUGAUGAUGAAGAUGAUGAUAAAAAUCCUUUUAAAAAUGAUGUUGAUAAAAAUUCUAAUCCUUUUGAAAUGUAAUUAAUUAUUAACGAAAAUAUAUGAAAUUUAUUUUCACUUCUCACAUAUACGAAGUGUAUAAAGAAGAA